Messenger RNA from Pleuronectes platessa (European plaice), 2455 nucleotides. RefSeq lists its product as uncharacterized. The transcript is spliced from 6 exons. Gene Ontology annotation, biological process: transmembrane transport; monocarboxylic acid transport. The coding region runs from base 151 to 1605 and encodes 484 amino acids. Lineage: Eukaryota; Metazoa; Chordata; Actinopteri; Pleuronectiformes; Pleuronectidae. Gene Ontology annotation, molecular function: monocarboxylic acid transmembrane transporter activity. The record is from RefSeq and is a predicted model, not a curated record.
CACGAUUCUUCCUUUUCACACUGUCCACGCAUUUAGGGAUCCAGGGAAAAGGCGGUUGAGAAUAUUCCGUACAGCUUCUCGUGUGUUUAACAUAGCUUCACAGACUUUUGACAGGAGGAGCAUGUGACCUCGACAGCCGUGCAGAUUAACAUGGACUCUCUGAAGAAGCUCCAGAGGGGGAGGAUGGCUGUGGCGCCGGCAGCCGCCCCGGACGGUGGCUACGCCUGGUUCAUCUUGCUCUCCUGCUUCCUGGUCUUUGGACUGACCUUCGGGGUCAUUAAGUCCUUCGGCGUCUUCUACGUCGAGAUACAGCAAUGCUUUCAAACCACGGCAGCAGGAACAUCAUGGAUCACCUCUAUUGCUGUGGGCACCAUUCACGUUGCAGCUCCUGUAGCCUCUGCUCUGACUGCUCGCUGCAGCCAUCGCUCUGUGGUGAUCACCGGUGGACUGAUUUGCAGCUUAGGACUCAUGAUUGGGUCUUGUGCUAAUAACGUGAUUGAACUCUACUUAACAGUGGGCUUCUUGAAUGGUCUGGGCUACGCUUUGACCUGGACCCCCACAGUGACCAUGCUGGGCUUGUACUUUGAGAGGAGGCGUCCGCUGGCGAACGCCGUGUCCAGCACUGGAGAGUGCAUCCUCACCUUCGUCCUCACACCCCUGUUCCAGCUGCUGAUCGACACCUACACCUGGAGGGGGGCUCUGCUGAUCCUGGGGGCCCUGCAGCUCAACCUGUGCCUGUGUGGGAUGCUACUGAGGCCGCUUAAAGCCACCGCAGAGGGGACUCGUGUGGAUGAGGUCGAAGCAGAAGAGACAGAGGAGCAGAGAAUACCUGAGGAGUCUGAUCUGGGAACAGUCAAGGUGUGUGCUGAAGACCCCGAGGAGAUCACGGAUUCAAAAGACUCAACGACGGCUGGAUUCAGGACCAAAAUCCUGCGCUAUGUAGAUUACACCCUCAUCUCUAAUGCCCAGUUCAUGGUCUACUCAAUGUUUGGGGUGUUUGCUGCUCUGGGUUUCUUUGCCCCAGCGUUGUUCCUGGUCCCUUAUGCUCGCAGUAAAGGAAUCGAGGAAUACCAGGCGGCUGCGCUCAUGUCCAUCUCUGCAGCGCUGGACUUGUUUGGAAGGCUGUUCUUUGGCUGGGUGGCAAACCUGAGACUGGUGGAGACGGUGCAACAGCUGACGGCCACGGUGAUUCUCCUGGGCUCCGUGCUGCUCCUCUGCCCACUGGCCUCCUCCUUCUCCGAGCUGGCCGCCUUCAGCGCGGUUUACGGCCUUGUAUACGGCGCCACGGUCUCCAUCCACAUCACCAUGCUGGCCGAGGUGGUGGGCGUUCACAGGCUCGGCAGCGCUCUGGGGUUCUUCAUGCUCAUACGCAGCAGCGGAGGCCUGCUCGGACCGCCCAUCGCUGGAUACUUCAUUGAUAAGAUGGGGAACUACGGGACGGGCUUCAUCAUGGCCGGAGUGUCUCUCCUCGUCUCUGCCUUGUUCCUGCUCCUCCUCCAUCAGAUGACCCGCAGGGGUCAGAGGUCGACAAGGAAGAAUCACAAUAUGCAAACGGACAAAAUGGGACAAAGCCUCGGAGGCGAAGUCAAAGAUCUGAGGGCAUGAAAUACAAAAUGGAGAAAUAGUUUCGGAUGCUGAUGGAGGUUAAUCUCAAGACCGAGGCAGUGUGGUCAGAGGUCUGAACGUGUCACGUGAAGAAUGAUCUGCAGGAUUGACCGGGUCUUUGGAUCAUCAAGUGUCUGUAGGUGAUGAUGUGAUGGAUUGGUGUGAGCAUCUCUGUUUGUAACACAGACCACAGACAGUGUGUGCGUGCAGGAAACAAUGAGACUGAUAAAACACUCUGCGGUAGAUCUGCCCUGUUUGUUAUCAGUGGUCAAACUGUUGUUGGAAUAGAGGAGCUUUAAUCUGCCCACGUGCCCAUGGGCAGUUUAAAUACCAGGCUGCAACCACGAUACUUGAAACCUUGUCUUUUUCGUUCUUAUUAUGCUUUGCACAUUUUUCCAGUUACUUCAUUUAUUUCUAAUGUAUUGAAUUGUUUCAUUUGUAAAAAUGUAUGUAUUUUUUUAAGAGAUUAAAUGUUUUAACCAGGACACUUUUCCUGUUCAAAUUAUAUAAUAUUUAGAUUAUUAAGUCUUAAAUCACUACUUUCUCCCUCAGUCUUUUUGUAUCAUUUAUUACAGAUGUUUUAUGAAUAGAUGAAUGCUGCGUUACUCAGUGAAAAUGUGACUAUGGCUCCCCCCAGUGAGAGGAUGGUGAUGUUGCAGUUGCAGCUUGCACAGCUGCAGGGGUGAGCUGCAAAAUGUAGAUAAAUACACAAACAUUACAACACAGGGAAAAUCUGAGAGUUCUCAGAUAUCAACUGAAUUAAGUUUCAUCAGUUGUUUUGGUACGAUUACUCAAAACCUAAGAAAAUGUAUGAAGACUGCUCCCUUUAAUUUACAGACUUAUUUUAAUC